AUGGAACUAAAACUAAUCUCUCAAAAUGAUGAUAGUCAGAAAGACAAUAUGGCCAAUUCGGACUGCCACCAGGUUACCACACGUGAAAUACUCACCCUUCCACACGCAGAUCUGAAAAAGUCAAUUGCUGCGACAGACAAUUGGGAUAGCAGUUGGAAUAAUAAAGAACAAACUGAUUGGACUAAAUGGCAAACGAAACUUUUUGAUAAGGAGCAAACACAGGUAAAUAGAGCUAUAGAGGCACGAGUUCUGGCUUCGACAUUAUAUGAGUCAUUUUCCGAGGACUUAUCCCAUGUUAGUGGUAUAAUGGAAUUAUCGAAAAGCAGUUCAUGGAAGGAAAGUAGUGGUGAAUUUAUUACGCAUGAUAACAGUAAUUCGAUUGUGUCAACUACGACAUUUGCGAAACAUGUCUCCUCUGAUUGCAUACCUCCACGGAAACGUCCAAAACGUUUAUCAGUCAGUUGUGUAGAACGAGAUAUUCAAGACUCAUUCAUUUCUUUCGGCUCCAGUGAAAUCAGUGUUCGUGUUGUAUCGCUGUCUAAUGAUAGUAACGAUGGAUUUCGUGAAUUGAAUUGCAUUUGCGAAGACACAUCUAAAUUUUAUCGCUUGAGAUUAGAAGGAAUUUGGUCAUCUACUCCGAUCAAGAUUGGUUCUUCCUUGCGUGUUAUUGGUGCUAAAAUGAAAGGAGAAGAGGAUUUACUGUUAAAUUGGGAAAGUGGUGUAUUGAUCGCAGAAUGUAAUGUACUGGUGCCGUGUACACUUAUCGCGCAAGGUAUAUCUUGUCGUCGAAAAGCAAUACUUUCGCAUUAUUUCAAAUUACAAAGCGGUGCAACCAAGGAAAUGUUGAUAGGGAAUGUAGUUCACGAGCUUUUCCAAGUUGCAGUUACACGUUCGGGAUUCGACGUUGCUGAGAGUAGUUUACUUGACCUGUGGCGUAAAGAGUUACAUGAACAGUAUGCUGAAGAACUUUUCGCUUUAAAUCUUUCAUCUCAGGAGAUUGAAGACGAAAUGUGUCUUUACUUUAAAACGAUUACUCGCUGGGUGUCAGCUCACAUGCCAUCACCAAAAGGUAGAAAUGAAUCCUUGCAAACAGGUUCUAAAAUCAUGGAAGUAAUGGAUGUUGAGGAAUCCAUAUGGAAUUCAUGUUAUGGUUUCAAAGCCAAAAUUGAUUGCACUUUGAAGGUAAAAAAAAGAAAUGGAGAACAAAAACUGGUCCCUGUAGAAUUGAAAACUGGCAAGUCAAAUGCAAAUACAGCGCAUGUUACACAAGUCAUGCUUUACUGCCUUGCCUUGGCCUCAAAACAGAGUACUAUUGAAAAUGGAUUAUUACUGUAUUUGCUGGAUGAAACUUCUCGAAUUGUAUCUCCCAAAACGAUCGAUCUCAAGGGAAUCCUGCACAUGCGCAAUGAAAUUGCCGCGGGCAUAAGUGCUACUUCGUUCGACAACCUUCCAGGACCAGUCCUCGAUACACAUUCUUGUAAAUGGUGUAAUCAGGUCUUAUCAUGCUCCUUAUUACAAUACUGUUCUGCGUCAACUUUAACCGAUAUCUUCUUCCAAAAUCAACUAAAACAUCUUAAGCAAAGUCAUAUCGAUUACUUCAAACGGAAGGACCCAACACGAAGCAUAAAAGUUAUUCUCGAUUCCAUCGUCCAUCAAAAGAAUAGAACUGCUGUUACUUUUCAGAGGGAGGUAGUAAUGGAUGAGCAACAUGAAUUGUUCAUAAAGGGAGAUAUGUUGUUAGUUCUUUCUGAUGCGAGUGAAAUGAUUGCUAUGGUUUCUGUAAUUUUUGUUAAAGGCAACGUUGCUGUAAAUGGCAACAGUAGUUCAUUUAUUGUUGGAAUGACUUAUUUUCUUGCGAGACAUGAAACUUCCUUUAAAUAUAGUCUUAAUCUCGGAAAUUUAGUUUCGCUAAUGGUUGACGAUAAAAAAAUGUAUGUAGGUUCAUGGUCAAAAAUUAGAUCUCUUAUAAUUGAUAUGAGGCCACCGGUAUUCUCAAAAAUGAAGAAAGAGAAUAUAAUUGGCAUAUCAGAAAUUGUACGACAAUUAAAUUAUGAUCAAGCACGAGCAGUUGUUAAAUCCCUUAUGUCUAAUGAUUAUGCAAUUAUUGAAGGAUUUCCUGGGACCGGAAAAACAAGCACGCUGGUAGUGCUAAUUCGUUGCCUUAUUUAUUUGGGUCGCACUGUCCUUGUCACUUCUCACACUCAUUCUGCAAUUGACAAUCUUCUUUUAAAACUUAUUGAGUAUGUUGAUGAAACUAAAAUUUUACGAUUGGGACAACAAGUUUCUAUGAAAAAAAAUGUACAACAUCUAACUUUGGAAUCAAAGUUGUCUAAACAUACGGAUACUGAUAAAGUUUCACUAAUGCAGUAUAUCCUAAAGGAAACGCCUAUCGUUGCAUGUACUUGUUUGGCAAUACCAACUAAUUUACUAUUUUCAUAUCGCCGUUUUUCAAUGACAGUUGUUGAUGAAGCGUCUUUGGUGUUAGAACCUACUAUCAUUCCUGCUAUUGCUGCUUCUGAUUCUUUUGUACUUGUUGGUGAUCAUCGACAGCUUAGUCCUCUUGUUUGCUCGAAGCAAUCCAGGCAGGAAGGUAUGGCGAAAUCAUUGUUGGAACGAUUAACCGUUCAUCGUUCAGCUGUAAUUACAUUGCAUUCUCAGUAUCGGAUGAAUAGGCCGAUUGCGGAACUUAGCAGUGUUCUCUUUUAUGAAAAUAAACUUCGUUGUGCAAAUAAUAUGGUCGCUGAAGCAACUCUUAUUAACUUCGUUUCUGAUCCUAUAGACAGCAUUUACUCUAAGACAUUCAAGCUUUGUAUUUCGAAUUUAUUAAACAAUGCAAUCGUAUUUGUGGAUACUCAAUCGUACAAGAAUCCAUCAUUUUGUGCGACUUUUGGCAACUCAGGCGAAGUUUCUAAUGCUGGAGAAACGGAAUUUAUUGGAGACCUUUGCAGACUAUUUGUUAAGCUGGGUUUGCCGGAAAGUGAUCUUGGUGUUAUCAGUAUCUAUCGUUAUCAUGUUGAACAACUGCGCCGCACAGUUCAAGCAGGAAUUGAAGUGAAUACUGUUGACCAAUAUCAAGGUAGAGAUAAGUCGGUUAUUGUGUUAAGUUUUGUGUGGACUAGCGAAGCAAAAAAUCGGAAAAGCGAAUUGCUUGCCGAUUGCCGACGAAUUAAUGUUGCUAUCACGAGGGCUCAACAUAAGUUGAUAUUGGUUGGAUGUCAGAAAUCGUUGUCAAGCUACCCGGCAGUGGAUGCAAUAAUUAACGCGAUCCCUAAGGAGUGUGUCACAAUGUUACAAGAAUAA
Acanthocheilonema viteae is the source of this 3300-nucleotide messenger RNA. The record is from the annotation of a GenBank genome assembly. NCBI's taxonomy places the organism in Eukaryota, Metazoa, Nematoda, Chromadorea, Rhabditida, Onchocercidae.